UUUAAUUUAGAAUUAAAUUAAUAUUUUCUUCAUCAUUUGCAUCUUUAAUUAUGCAUAGAAUUAGUUUUGUAUUUUCUUUUUAAUUCUUCUUCCUUGUUGUCAUCUUGUUGAUGUUCCAUUGAAAGAUGAUUACAGUGAAUCUCUGAUUAUCAGGCCACUUGCCGAUGGAAUGAUUUAUAAUCAUUUCCAAUUUAAAACUAUUCUUAAUCAAGACAUUGAAUUGCUUCAUUUAGAAAAUCAUUUUGAUCGAUUCCCUUUGGCGAUUGGUAAUUUUAUCACUAAAAAUUUAAUUAAGGAACUUUCAUUCAGUCUUGCUCGUGGUCGCUGGAAACUGGAUCAAUGGGGUUAUCCUUUAAGAUAUCAGCCCAAUGGUGCCGAGCUUUGGGUUACUCUACAACAAUUUAAUCCAAAUCCUUGGAAAUCAUGGAAAGAUAUUACCAGUACAUUAUCUGGACUUUUUUGUGCUUCUCUCAAUUUCAUCGAUAAAGCAGCUACAACUAAACCGAAAUUUUCUCUCAAUCCUGAAGGAAUUUUCAUCAAUGACACUUUCCAACCAGAAAACAUAUUCUAUGCAAGUCUAGCCCAUGAAGCCGUUUGCACGGAAAAUUUAACACCAUGGAAAAAGCUUUUACCAUGUUUCUCAAAGGCCGGAUUAGCAUCUCUUCUGAAUGCUGUUCAAAUUUUCAAUUCUAAUUAUUUUUCACUUUCACUUGAUAUCAAAUCAAUUUGCCGGACUCCAAGUUGUGAUUCAACAUCAAUCCAAUUAACCCAAUCAGUUAUGGUUGUUUUCAACCCACCAGCCAUGUUUGAAGGUAAACAACGUUGGUCAAUUGUUAAAUUUUUCGGUACCUCAUUAAAGAAAGAGUGUCCAGUUGCAUCUUCAAGUAAAAUCUACAUUGAAACAACUAAUAAUGAAACAUCAAAUCCUCACAUGUUGUCACCCGAACCCGAGACAAACAUUGAUGCUCAUUAUGGUGACGAGAAACGUAAAUUUGCAGUUUAUGAUGUUAAAAAACUUCUAGAUCACAAUCGAAGUCAAAAUAUCUCUAAAUUUAACAUCUACAGUAUGUACCAGAAAGAGCACAUUUACAAAACAAUUGUACCACCUUAUAUAACUGCUCAUCGGUACAUCACUGGUUAUGGUGUUUUCCAGGGUGGAAUCACUUGUAGGAUAUCAAAUAGACUUUCGCAAGCUCAAAAUGUCACCUAUUUAGAUGUGAUUCCUUGGUACCUUAGAAUUUAUCUUCACACAUUAACGAUAACAUCUGAUGGUAAAUCAAUUGAACCAAUUAAACUCUAUCAUGUACCGGGUAAGGAUAGAGCUCAACCUCAUCAUCUUGAAAUUAUUUUAUCACUUCCACCACAAUCGAUGACAACAAUUAGUUAUCAUUUUGAAAGAGCUUUUCUUAAAUGGACUGAAUUUCCUCCUGAUGCUAAUCAUGGUGUUUAUGUUGGAGCUGCAACUUUAUCAUUCCAACCUCCUAAUUUCCAGAAUCUCACAAUUCAUCCGGAUGAGACAAAAGUUAAUGAAAAUCCGAUGAUAAUUAAGAUUAAAACUGAAAGUCUUCUGGUUUCCUUACCAACUCCAGAUUUCUCGAUGCCUUAUAAUGUUAUCUGUUUGGUGAGUACAGUGGUCACUUUAGCUUUUAGUCCGAUUCAUAAUUUGACCACUAAAAGAGCUCGAAUUGCAACAAUCACGGAACCUCAAGGAUUUGCAAGUCGAAUAUUUAAAUUUUUCAAGAGAAAAUAAACAAAAUGUAAUGAUAGUAGAAAAAAAUCUUGUAAUAAAUUCAACUAACGUUUUCUCAAAACAGA
Molecule: messenger RNA, 1815 nt
Organism: Panonychus citri (citrus red mite)
Lineage: Eukaryota; Metazoa; Arthropoda; Arachnida; Trombidiformes; Tetranychidae
Gene: PIG-T
Product: GPI transamidase component PIG-T-like
Exons: 4
Coding region: 170-1750 (526 amino acids)
Biological process (GO): attachment of GPI anchor to protein
Cellular component (GO): GPI-anchor transamidase complex
Source: RefSeq, a predicted model, not a curated record